AUGGAAGAGGUUGAGGAAGGUGAUGCAGCUGCAGGCCCCAAAGCUGGUGCCGCUCAAAAUCGGAAGAUGAGGCUACGCCUCCCCAAGUUCGGCAAAGCCGAGGAGGAUCCCGAGGAAACAAGAGAGCCAAUGGACAGGAUGCGAUGGUGGGAGCUAACCUUCUCCAUCAGGGGCUUUGAAAAUGUUACAGUUGAGACCCUCAAGCUCUUCUGGACUGUGUCGCUGGGAAGCGAAAAUCCCAAGAAGCAUCGCAAUCGAGAUGCUUGUCUAAAUGGCCGCCUGAGUAGUGCCGGAGCAUACAAUGUACAAGGAACCGCAGCACAUGGUUGCUGUGAGCUUCGUUCGGCAGGUGGGAAGUGGUAUUCAUCUGAGGUGCGCUUGCAAACGAAGUUUUCGUCCAUCUUCACGCUUGAGAAGGGCAAAGUUUUCACGGCAGACAAUCCAAUAUUGAUGUACGAGAGGAAGACGUUCGGACUUUCCUACAAGGAGCAACUGUCCAAAAAUGUGCAGCCCAAGGAGUUGGACAAGCAUGUGGUCAAGGUCGACAUGUGGAGAGUGUCCUGCUGGACUUUCAACGAAUACUUUGGCCUGAAGAAGCAAAAGCUGUCUCUCAUUGCGAAUCGCGAUCCGAACAUGGAGCUACGUAUCUUGAGAAAGCUAUCUCGGAAGCAAAUGGCCGACAAAAAGAAAGCCAAGUCAGUGGCUGACGUGGCACUGUACAGAUGCACCGUAAACCUCGAAGAAAUCUUCGACUUCGAUUUGUUCUGCGAGAACUGGACGUUGGAACUUCGACGAGCCAGUCCGGAGUACACGAAGAUGAAAGAAGAGCGUAAGCGCUUGACUUUCACCAUGCCUCGGGACAGACGAACACUUCCUGGGCAGCGACGAUAUCUUGGCAGGGGUGCCGCAUCGCAAACUGUGGAGUGGAACCAACAGGAUGGUCGCUUCUUCUGGCCGAGCUGCGGGAAGUUCGUCUUCCGAGGUACACGGACUCACCUGCAGAACUCCUACUUCAUCGUCUCGGUUUUGACUGGAAAGCCUCCGGCGUUUCUCGCGGACAACGCGACUGUACAGAGAUUGGAGAAACAUGCACCUGCACAACCUCACCGAGUUCUCGGCCGAUGUCUACUCAACCUAACUUCGGUGUUGGACAUGUCCGUAUUCCAGGGGAAGGUCAAGAGGUUCACGGCAGAUCAUGAUCGCUACAUUGUCGGUGAUAUCAACGGCAAUGUCAAGUGUAUACUGCGUUCCAAAGGCAUGAAGGAGCCCGAGUUAGACUUCCGCACCAACCGGCCGGAGCAACUCAAAACUGCCACUACUGUGUCCCACUUGAACCGAUACGAAAGGUACUUAGUGGUGCGCAUCAAGAAAUGUGAAGCACUGCCCGUGGCGGACUUUGACACAAGCAGCUCAGAUCCAUAUCUACGUUGCACCUGGGACAAUAUGGUUAUGCUUUCACCAGUCGUCAAGCAAUCGCUGCGCCCCGUUUUCAACCAAAGCUUUUACUUCCCUGUGAGGGUGGUGUUUCCUGAGAUGCGGAUGGGCUCCAAGGCAGAGAAGAAGCACCAAGAUACAAUCCUCAAGUACGAACUGACCAGCAAGGGCUUCGUGCAAAUUCAGGUGUGGGAUGACGACGUGACGUCAGCGGACUGCCUUGGUGGAUGUCAGGUUACCCUGGGUGAUAUUCUGAACGUCAGGGCGACCCAGAAGCGCACCCUUCUGGGUCCUCUGAAAUCAGAAAAGAAGGACGACGACGAGGAGGAGAAUGAGCUGGAAGAGAAGCAAGAACGACACAACCAGUGGUAUGAAGAGCCGAGGUCCGUGCGUGUAUAUGAUGGGAGCAAGACAGCCUUGGGCCAAUCAGCUUUGGCCAACAAAGAUGCUGCUCUCAUACAUUUCGAGGCUUACUUCUACCCAGAUUGGGCUGAAACUCUUCGAUUCGAAGAUGAAGUGCACGAGGCUGAUACGGAAUCUGUCUGGGCCAAGAAAGAGGAGGAAUGGACCAUCCGGAACAGGCAAAAGGCUGAAGACUAUGCUUUGCCUUUCCCGGAUUCAAUUGGGGCCAAGAGGCCCAAAGAGGAGAGCAUGAUGCAAACCGCCGACUCACUUCGACGUUUCCCCUGCAUCGGUCUCCAUCCGCUGACACGUGUUGAAACGCCGCUGAUGGCUUUCGUUUCGCCGAUCAUUGUGCCGGAGGAAUGGAGCUUUCCCGCAAAGAUGCUUGAAUGGGUGCAUUGCUUAUCAUUCGAGAUUACCCAGCGCCAAGCUCGCACAGGUCUUAUUCCGACUGACGGCUGGAAGGACCCCGAGUAUGUCCUGGCGCGACGCAAGGGAGCACCGCAGGACCACUCAGUCCUGCUUUGCUCGCUUCUGCUUGGCUGCAAAGAGGAUGCCUACGUCGUCAAGGGCACUGUCUACUCGAAAGAUCCUGUUGCCACUAUUGACAAGGCAGACCAACUCAUCGAGCACACCUGGGUGAUGACACGCCAUAAAGGUUGGGUAACAUUCUGGGAACCUUGCAGCCGGCAGAUCUAUCACCUGCCAAAUCGUUACGACCCAAAGAAAGCGAGGAGAAGAAAAACAGAGCACACCUUGGGAAAGGAAGACGACAAAGAGGAAGACGAGGAGGAGGAAGAACAGGACGAAGACACAAAUCUGGAGAAGCAGCAGUGGGAAGGGGAAGCAGAAGAUUCCCGAGUCCAUUUGGAGGACAUGGAAAGUCUGCCCACUGUGGGGCGUAUGCCCAAGCCCAAGAUGCGUUCAGAUAAAGGCAAGAAGAAGGAUGAGGAACCGGGGCGUGAAAGGCUAAAGCGAGAACUCGUCGAGCAGCGUGAGGGCCUCCUGAUUGCUCCGAAACGGAAGAUGCUGCAGGAAGAUACCCUGGUGACGUGGCUCCCGUACGACUCCAUAGAGGUUGUGUUCAAUGACAAGAAUGCGUGGGCAAAUCGUCAGAACCACCAUCCAGCUUGCAUUUCAUACGAGUCCUGCUGGCAGUUUGAGGGCUUGAUCAGUGAAACCUCCGCGGAGCAUGCGCAGCCAAGUGCAACGACUUCGAUGAUACAGACGCAGAAAGCCCUCCGUGGGAACCAUUCCUCAGUGCUGAUGACGAAGCGACUCCUGAAAGAAAGCUUUGCGCAUGUCGGCAGGAGCCUCCACUUCCAGCCGAUUUGCCCGAAUGUUUCGGUUCAGCCGGAGCUGCGGCCAUCUAUCAUUGAUGAACUCCAGGAUGAUUUGCGAGCGCCAGUUGCAUUUGUCGUUUGUGGCUUCGUGGCUGGGCAUCUUGUCGUCCGCCUGGCAGCUUCGCAGAGAUCCCACCUGGAGGAGCUCAUGCACCAGCUGCGACUCUUCUUGGAGAUCCAGGAGCUUUGGAGACAGAUUGAUCCUGACAGUCCUGCCGCUUCCAGGGUCCUCGAGGGAUAUCGUGAGAUUCCAAACGACUACCCCCGGGAGCAGAUGACAGACCAGCAGAAGUGCAUCGCCUUUGUGCUGUGUUCUUCAACUUUGUUGGCACGUGGCCCCAGUCAGCUAUUGCGAUACAGUCGAAUCCUAAACCUUCGAGUCUGGAAUCGGCACGGGUCUCCUUUCUUCGACAGUGGUUACAAGGAUUAUGCCAAAGAGCAGGAUCGCUUGUGGAAGUCGCUUGAGCGCUUGUGCCACGAUUUCCAGAAGAAGGAGGACAGUUUCCCCAUCAAGCGGGGGAAAAAAUUCAGCGGUCUUCCGGUGCAUUUUUGCACCUCCGAUCAAGAGAGUAUUCGACAAUACCUCAUGGAGAUCAAUGAGUAUAAGCAAAUCAUUGACACGGACGAAGAGGACGUCUUUUACACGAUCGAGUGCAGAAUCCUUGGUCGUCUUGGCGGGGUCCUUUCAGUCUGGCUCUACGUCGGCAUUCAGGAGCCUCAAAGAGAGACCGAUUUCGAUGAGGAGUUGUGA
Messenger RNA from Symbiodinium sp. CCMP2456, 3930 nucleotides. The record is from the annotation of a GenBank genome assembly. Lineage: Eukaryota; Dinophyceae; Suessiales; Symbiodiniaceae.